AUGCCAAUACCGCAGGCAGAGGCACCACGGCCAAUCCCGCGGCCAGCCGGGCAAGAGCAUGUUCUCAUCUACCCGCGUGGCUUCCUUGCCGUGCGGGUCAUACAGCUGGUAGCUGCCAUCGUGGUGCUUGGUACUGCUGGGUAUGUGAUCGGUGCAUUGGCGGCGAGUCCCGCACUAGCCGGCUUUGGCCUGAGCCUCUUCAGUGGCAUCGCGACAAUCAUCUGCGUCGUGUACUACAUAGUGGCGGAAUAUGCCUUGCCCGCCGCCUACAACUACUGGGCUUAUCUCGCGCUGGACAUCUUCCUUGUUGUGUUCUGGCUCAUAUCCUUCGCCCUGGUGGCAGUCCCCGUGGCAUAUUUCGGAACUGCGGCCUAUAGUCUUUCCAGCUACGGCCUGACUCUUUAUUAUUCUGGCUGCAUCGCAGCUGGGUUUGGUGCUAUCUCCUUCGCCGCGCUCCACCGUCAUCGUGCCGCAGGAGGCCACUGCACGGCGGCCCAGACAAUGCCUGUAGUAGCCCCCUCCGCGUCCGUCGCUCCCCCAGGCUAUCAAGCAGGCAGCGUCUAUCCUGCCCCCCCGAACCAAGCCGCAGCUGCUGCUGCUGCUGGACCCUUCCAGGGCAAGCAACAGGGACAGUUCGCCACGACCAUACCGAUGCAGCAGCAGCAGAUGCCCGUGCCGCAGUACCAGCAGAUGCCCGCCAAUAUGUACAUGCAGCAGCAACAGCAGCAGAUGCCUGGGGCCAUGCCGAUGCAGUGGCAGCAGCAACCGCAGCAGUCGCCGCCGCCGCAAGAGGUGUACUCGCGUGCAGUCAGUACUCCCGUUCCGCAGGGGAGCCCAGCACCGUAUAUUACGCAUGCGGCGCCCUACUAUCAACAGGGCCCAUUGCCGCAGGACGCAGUGCAGAAGCAGUAG
Molecule: messenger RNA, 912 nt
Organism: Microdochium trichocladiopsis
Lineage: Eukaryota; Fungi; Ascomycota; Sordariomycetes; Xylariales; Microdochiaceae
Exons: 3
Coding region: 1-912 (303 amino acids)
Source: RefSeq, a predicted model, not a curated record